AUGAAACAAUUCAGCAACCAUUUGCCAACCCUCCCAUGGACUCACCUGGUUUGGUCAAAGCCUUCCAUUCCCAAGCAUUCAUUCACACUGUGGGUGGCAAUUCAGAAUAGACUCCCCACAUUAAAUCAGCGAUGCACAGCACACAUCAAUGCCACAUUAUGUGUCCUCUGUGGUGGUGAGCCGGAAACACAUGACCACUUGUUUUUCAAUUGUCCCUAUGUGAAACCCCUUUGGACAUUUAUUCAAACACGCUGUGGGUUCCAUAUUUCACCUUCUUCAUGGGAGCAAUUCAUCGGCUGGGUAUCAUUCCAUUGGAAGGGUAAAUCUACAUUUUCUAGUAACUCAAUCUCCAUAAUGUGCCUUGCUUCCCUCGUCUACAAUAUAUGGAUUGAGCAAAAUCGCAGGAUUUUCCAAAAGAAAGCCAUAUCUGCAAACUCACUCCUUCACAUUACCUUGGAUUCUGUGCGUUCUAAGCUUCUCACAUCAAGGAUAUUGGACUUGAAGGAUCCAAGAAGAACUGCGGCUGAAUGGGAUUUGUCUGUGGAAAUCCUUCGUCCCCCAGAUCGCAUAGCAUGA
Cornus florida is the source of this 576-nucleotide messenger RNA. RefSeq lists its product as uncharacterized. The record is from RefSeq and is a predicted model, not a curated record. Lineage: Eukaryota; Viridiplantae; Streptophyta; Magnoliopsida; Cornales; Cornaceae. The transcript has a single exon. The coding region runs from base 1 to 576 and encodes 191 amino acids.